AUGUACCCAGUGCUCCGGCUGUAUCUCAAGACGGCCAGAGCCCACCUUUGUCUCUACAUCUGCAUGAUUGUCAUGCCGGUCGUUGUGAUGGCCGCUGUCGCGCUCUUCUUCUCGUUCGAGGAUAGACUGCAAAGCCCUAGCAGCGGCCUAGGCGAAGGGACUCUCCCGCGCCUCCCGUUGUGCAGGGACCUGCCUGGUUGCACGAGCCAGACCGUGUACCUUGCAUUCUCCCCCGACACGAUCGAAGCGCGCCGGGUCGUUGACAGACUCGCCCAACAGAACGGAUUAGAGUCGGAGCGGAUUGUUGCCGUAAAAGACCGCGCAACGAUGCAGAGGCUUGUGGCCGGGAAGAAUCUCGGCCCGAGCUUUGUCGAUGACGUGAUUGCGGCCAACCUGGGAGAGACGGUGCGGGGGCACCUCCUAGGCGCCGAUGGCUCCCUUGCUUCAAUCCUCACCCCGCGGGAGGUCCUUGCAGACAGGGGCGUCGUUGCAGAGAUGCUUGACACAGCGUAUGGGCUUAAUGACAGAACCCUGGAUGCGUUCGAUGACGAGUGGGCCGCGAGCAUGGGACCGGCCGACAGCGUCUUCCUCGCGCUCGACCUAAACAUCUCAAACCGGGAAGCGUCAGACAUCCCGCAGGCCGUCCAGUACUCGCUCUGGUACAGCCAGGAGAUGAUGACCUGGUACGCUGUCAAACACCCUAGUCCACGGACAAGGUCCUCAACGCCUAACUCGUACGCCAUGUCGUAUGUGUGGAGCCCGGUGUCCUUCAGCAUUUUCGAGGCGAUUCACAACGCCCUGACGGAAACCUUUAUUGGCAAAACCAUUUCGUACAGCCUGGGAGAGUAUCCGUUGCAAGGCUCGACGACCACCCUUGCUGGGAUGCAGGCGUACAUGAUUCUCCAGCUUUCUAUCUUCCUCGAGUGCAUCCUGACCCUCAUCUUCGCAGCGCACUUUCGCGGGCCCUUUCAGACCACGCUCCGCCGAUUGGGUGUCUCGGAGUUCUGCAUGUACGGGUUCACGUUUGGCACACUUUUGAUCGCCAACCUCUUGGCAUACGGACUUCUCUUUGGUGCUGGCUCGCUCUUCAAGUUGUUUCCCUUCUCGAGCUACACUCCUUCUCUUAACGCCCUUGUCAGCAUCACCUUCGCCCUCAUCACCACCGCCUCCGUGCUGCUCCUGCACAUGCUCUUCUACAACACGUCGGUGGCAAUUGCCUUUGGGACGGUGGCCCUGAUUCUGCUCGUGGCGUUCCCCUUCCUGAUCCUCCUCGAGCAACCAGACUACCCCACGAUCUGGACACAACUUGCUAUUCCAACCUGGCUGACAAAGGUCUUCUACGUCCUGUUUCCUCCCCUGGGGCUCGUUGCCAUCUGCGACAUGAUGAUAACGUUGAGACCGGAGCGUAUGCUGACUCUUCUUGUUGGACAGAGCGCCAGCACGUACGGCCUUGAGCUCCUGUUUAAUGACAUAGAUGGAUAUCAUUCAAAGCACUUUUCGUGUCUAGGUACAAUAUUUAUUGGUGUAUCUGAGUGUACUUUUCAGCUUCCUUACCUUGGAUCUCUUGUCGUCACGUCCCUGGUUCAGAGCACCCUAGCUCUUCCGCUGUUAACUCUGGUUCUCCUCUUCUGCAAGCAUGAGCCAGGCUCACAAGGACUUCCCCUCAGCUUCCUCUGCAGCCGCAAGUUCUACCGUACAAGGCGCCCCAAGGACAACCCGGAGUUCCCCUUUCUGUCUGUCUCAGGGCUUCGGAAGACAUACCGUAAGGCAAAGAGAUGCACGGUCGUCAAGGAGGAGGCGCUGUGCGGGCUGGACUUGCACCUUGAGCAGGGAGAGGUCACGGGCCUCGUCGCGACAAGCGGCGGGGGAAAGUCCACAGCCCUGGGGAUCAUGGCUGGCGAACUGGCGCCCUCCGGCGGGCAGUGCGCAGGGCUCGGGCACGAUCUCCUCUGUCCGUACACCGCACGGUCCCUGCGGGGGUUCAUCUCGCUCUGUCCCCAGGAAUGGAACAACAUCUGGAUCAACCUCACUGUCAGGGAGAACGUUCUUCUGUGCGCAGAGAUCCGGGCCAGGGUCACGGGCCGCCUCGGCGAGCUCCAGCACAGAAGCGAGUCUCUCGACGGAUACGUCGACGAACUCCUGAAGCGCCUCGGGUUGCACGACCACGCGCACAAGCAGGCGUCUGCCCUGUCUGGGGGGAUGCUUCGUCGCCUGGCCCUUGCAAACGCAACGGCGGGAGGUCCGCGGCUGAUACUUCUCGACGAGAUUACGGUGGGCGUGGACCCGAUCCUGAAGCGCCAGAUCUGGGCGUACGUUCGCGCACUGGUCACAGAAGGCGCCGCAGCAGUCCUGUCCUCCCACGACGCCAACGAGAUAGCAGAGCUAGCCACUCGCGUUGUCGUGCUCAAGGCCGGUCGGACGCAGGCCGAUGCCCCUGUCGUGCAACUCCUUGAGGAGCAUGGAGACUACGUGGUCUCAGUGACGUCGGAAAGCCGCGACGCCAUUUCACGAGUAGCGCUGCUGCUCUCGACGGAGCUAGGGACUCUGCUCGGAGUUGGCGCUAAAGAGCUAGGUGUUACAAUGGACCCACGGCGUGCCAGCAUAUCCAUCCCUGCAGCACUAGUCCCAGAUGCACAUGCUCUGGCGGGUCUGAUACAGCACUGCCGCGCCUUCGAGAAACGAGAGGGCGUCCAGGUUGCCGUCUCACGGGCCCGGCUGGAGGAUGUCUUCGAGCACCUGCUGGAUGGCGAAGACGACGCGCAGCCGGAGCCUCUGCGCUCAGUAACUCUGGACGAGGACAGAAAGCCCUCCGUGACGCGCCACCUGCUGCUCCUCUUCCUCUCCCUGGACCUUCAAGAGCACUGCAGAAGCUUUGUUUCCAUACUUGCUGCACUGACCGCCCUGUUUGUGCUAAUUUGGAUGGGGGUCCAUUAUACUCUUACUAGCGUCAAAAGUGCUAUUGAGUUGGUAGAGGCAGCGCAACUUAGCGAGUGGUCUCUGUCGUGCCUUGCUGACUGCAUCAACACCAAUCCCGAUGCAGACCCCUUGCUGACAGACGCCAAUGUCACAACUGAAAACGUAAGCGAGUUUUUGAAGGCCAACCCAGGAGUCGAUGCCCUUCAGGUCAUGGAGCGCUGCCUGGUGAAGCGUCCUCGGCGACUCUUCGAGCCAAUGCUUCAGUAUCCAAAUGGAUUCUCCGCCUGUCUUAGCUACAUGAAUCGCUUGGGCCUCGACACAUAUCGCUACGAUUACUUGACCGUUGGAGAUCGUCAGACAGGAUCCCUGGGAACCAACGAGACACAGUUCAGUUGGUACUACAUUGGCGUAGUAGGUGACGCCUCGAAGGUCGAGACCUCAGACAGCGUAUCAUUGAGCCUGUCUCUGGACGACCCUCUUAUAGCAAGCUCUCCAACGGGAGGGCUUGACUAUUAUGUCGCAAACGAGCCCCAGCAGAUCUCUUUCUCUCCCCAGAACUUUGGGGAUGUGUGGAGGAGGGGCGUGGAGGCAGGCCUCAGACACCCCUUGGACUCCGAUGACCUGUUCUCGCUUGUGGCCCCCCGCAUGACUGUACCUCAGUAUCUUCGCAGUGACACAUCUCCGCCCCCGAAGGAUACAGAGAAUCGCACACUUCUGCUUGAGGAGACAAUUCUUCGCCAACCCACGGCAAGUGACUUCUUCGAGGGGAUUACGUCCACAAUUGGCAGUACAUUUACCAAGCCAGACUGCUUCGAUUCACAGCCGGCUGUACAAGCACGUGUGGUUCGCAGGGUGUUCAGAAGCAUCCCUGCGGUUAUCUUUCAACCAGGCCAGCACGAGGCAGGCAGUGCGUUGCUUCUUAAGAUGUAUGCUAUGCUUCCUCCUCUCGGGCCACAACGCAAGGCCUAUCGUGAUUGGGUCAUUACCUUUACUCCAUCGAAAGAGCGGGCCGAUACGCCAGCAUAUACUUCGAAAUAUUUCAUCCCUACUUUGUUUCAAUAUCUGUACAAAUAUCCUAACAAUGCCAUUGAUAUCACGAAAACCGAUCGUGUCAGAUUCACAUUCACGACGAUUGGGGCGGAUGCGAUGGCCAAGAUGACCGGCGCUCUCUUCCGUCAGCACCUCGUAGAGUCUCUUCGGGACACGCUCGGCGUAGAGGAGGCGUGGCGCCAAGGGACAGAAUUCACCUAUGACGGGUCCGUGAUGAGUAUCCCUAGGCGGUAUCUGAACAGAGAUCUCAUAUUCGAAACUCCGGGGGCAGCCCUGCAAUCGAUGGAGAUAAUGAGUGACUACUACUUAGUGUUCCUCUUAUUGCUAGGAAGCGUUAUCGUAGCCGGUCGCGCUGCCCGGGAAUUUCAGCAGCGCACCGUGACCCUUCUUCACCUCCACGGGGCCUCUGAAAUGCGCGUUGUCAUGGUUCUUAUCCUGUACUUCAGCAUCUGGACCAUCAUCCCCACAAUACUGAUUGCAGCGGCCUUGACAGCACUCUUUAAGGACGCCUUCUUCAUCCACGGUCCUGCAGUGGCCGCUGUCGCAUAUACCUGCCUGGGAAUGAUAGCUCUUUCCAGCGUGUUCAAUGCAGUCCUAGUGGCCGUGCUCCUUCGCUCUCAGCAGAACGCCAUGCUGACCGUGGUUCUCCAGAUCCUCGUCGCUGUCUUUGUCUCCGGCUCUCUCAGGGCCGAGGGAGCAGUGGCCGCCGUCCUGGGCCUUCUGGCUCCCGGCGCGGGGUACAUGCCCGUGCUGCGAAACGCCAUAGGACUUAGCCGCAUUAGCUGGGGGUCUCUUGCCCUCUCGUUUCUGAUAUCGCUGCUAGAGGUGCUUGCCUCGCUUGGCGUGCUGCUGCUCAGGAAGAUUCGGGUCCGCCAGAGGAUCAAAGACAGGACCCCUGACGGAUCAGAUUCAGAGGAGUCUGGACUGCUGAGCGGGCUAUCAGAAACAACUUCCAUGACCAGCCUCAAUUUGGAGAGGAAGGAUGCACCUCCCGGACACCCUGACAACCACCUCAGCGUGCAGGGGAUCUCGCACAGCUAUCGCAAGGGCGUCCACGCGCUCGACAACGCCUCGUUUUCGGUGCCGGCGGGGAGCAUCUUCGCCCUGCUCGGCGCCAACGGGGCCGGGAAGUCCACGAUGAUGCACGCCCUGACCGGAGUCCUGAGGCCGACUGCUGGAAGCGCUCUCUGCGUGCGUAACGAGGCCGACAGCAGAUGGGUUGACCUCUUCCGGCGGGUCCACCACAGCCGGUACAUCACAGUUGUUCCCCAGCACGACCUUUACUGGCCGCAGCUCACGGUCCGCGACCACGUGAAGAUCAUCCGAGGGCUCACGCCCAGGGCACUUCGGCCAAACAUCAAGUCGACGGACCACGUGCUCCGCCUGGUGGGGCUGGCCGAGCACGCCAACAAGAGGGCCGGUGCGCUCUCGGGCGGGAUGCGGCGGCGCCUCACGCUCGCGAUGGUCCUAGUUUCGUCUCCCUCGCUCAUCUGCCUCGACGAGGCGACGACGAGCUUCUCGGGGCGCCUGAGGAAGCGGGUCUGGGACGCCAUUCUUGCCAGCAAGGGCGUCAACAAGACGCUCAUCGUCACGAGCCACGACAUGGCCGAGGUGGAGGCCCUGGCAGACACAUGCUGCGUCCUCCGGAAGGGCCGGGUCAUCGCCAGCGGGUCUGUCGACGAUCUCUCUGCACAGAGCCGCGUGGCCUACACGCUCACCGUCGCGUGCGGAUCAUUAGAGGCGUUCGACGCCUACCUUGCUGGCCCCCACAAGUGCGCCUGUGAACUCUCUGGUGGGCUGCUUGCAAACGCCGAAGUCAACAGCGUUGCACGGCUAGUCAAGUACAGGAUCCCUCAAGGUGUGGACCUCGAGACGGCCAUCUCCUCUCUGUCCUCGGCCGGGUGCCUAACGCACGCCUGGGCGCUGACGCAUGCACGCCUGGAGGAGGCGUUCGUUGAUCUAACAGGGUGCUAA
This is a messenger RNA of Giardia duodenalis, 5940 nucleotides long. RefSeq names its product putative ABC transporter ABCA.1. The transcript has a single exon. Gene Ontology annotation, molecular function: ATP binding; ATP hydrolysis activity. The coding region runs from base 1 to 5940 and encodes 1979 amino acids. The record is from RefSeq and is a predicted model, not a curated record. Lineage: Eukaryota; Fornicata; Diplomonadida; Hexamitidae.